CAAAAGUCUUCAUAAAAUAGUACACUAUAAUUCUAGCUUCUAUCUAUGAUAUAUGUUAUCCAAUACAAUUUCUUUAUCCUGAACCAAAGGGAUUAAAAGUAAAAGGAAUUUCAUCAUGUUUGUCAAUCCAUCUUUAAGGAUUAAAAGAAUGAGGGUCUUUAUAAUAAGCAGGAUUUCUAUGAAUAGCAUGGGAUAAAAUAUUAACUGAAGUUCCUUUAUAAAUAAAAAUGUCAUUUAAAUAAUGAUCUUUUGUUGCAAUUCUGCUUAUUAGAUUAUUUGAUGGACCAUAAUAUCUUAAUGUUUCUUUCAUAACUGCAUUUAAAUAAGGUAAAUCUUGUAAUUGUUUGAGUUAAUUAUCUGUAUUUUCUAAAAUUUCUUUUUAUAUCUUUUCUUUGAAUUCUUUAUAUUAUGUUAAAUAAUAAAUCAUCAUUCCUGAUAAAUGGCCUGUUGUAUCCAUUCCAGCAACAUAAAAAGUACAAAAUUCAUUUACAAUAUCAUCUAAAGAAAGUACUUUUAAAAGAUCUUUACUUUUAAGAUAAUAAAUAAGAUCAUGUUUUGUACUUUUUUUUCCUUAUUUUUCAAGUUCUUGUUCUUCUUCUAAUCUUUCUUUUGCAAUGUUUUUAAUAAAUUCUCUAAAUUCUUUAAUUUAUUUGUUUAAAAGUCUAUCUUUUUCAGUAAGUCCUAAUUCAUAUAUGAAAUUCCCAAAAAUCUAAUAUUUAAUGUCUUAAAAUUAAUAACCUAAAGUAGUAAGUAAAUAUGUAAGAGAUUAUGUAAGAGUCAUUCCAUAGAAUCUUUUUUCUUCAAAAUUAUUACAAAAAAAAGAUUAAACAACAACUUCUGCUGUAAUUUCUUAAAAAAGUUCAAUUACAUCAACAUUUUAUAAUUUAUUUUAUCUUAUUAAUUUCAAAAAUGUUUAUUUUGUUAAUUUUUCAAUUGUUGGAAUUCUUUAAUGUAAGGAAUCGAAAUGGAAUAUUGAAGAUAUUGCUAUUCUAUUAUUUUUCCAUUUUUAUCCUUUUGAAAAAAGUAUUCCUUCUCCCAUUAAUCUUUUUAUAGGAUUUAUAAAUAAAGUAUCUUUUC
Messenger RNA from Ichthyophthirius multifiliis, 1077 nucleotides. RefSeq lists its product as hypothetical. The record is from RefSeq and is a predicted model, not a curated record. The transcript has a single exon. Lineage: Eukaryota; Ciliophora; Oligohymenophorea; Hymenostomatida.